AUGAAAAAUUUAUCAAAUUGUCUGCUUCUCUCCAUCAUUGCAUGUUUUCAUUUGAUCUCUUCCCAAGACAUUCCAUUGGCUCCGUAUAAUGUGAAAUUAAUGUGCCGUCAAGGUCGGCGGUUUUCCAAGGCGGCUCAGGCGACGAAUCAGUGUCCGACGUCUUCAACUUCUUGUGGAUAUUUUGAAUUUUCAAGUGGAGAUAAGAAGAGUGGAAAUCCAACAACCGGGGUUUACGAUUGUGUUGAUGGCGGGAUUCUAUUUGAGGAUUCUGGAGAGGUGGAUGAAGAUUCGGACGAUAUUCAUGGAAUGUCCGGAUUCUCGGAAAUGUGUGGAGCCAUUCCAAAAUGCACUACACUUCCAGUGGAGAAGCUGAAUCCGUCGUUCAUCAAAUACGUCGUUCAGGAGUAUGACAUCAAACUGGAACUCCUAGAAAACACUGAAAUCCGCUUCUGUUGUGCACUGUUCCACUCUACACUUCAGAGACUAGUGACGUCUCCUACUUUUUCCCUUCGUGAGCAAAAUAUUGCUGAAAACUAUAGAAAUGGAAUCAUGAUUUCAGAAGAAACGGCAGCAGCACCAAUUAGUUGUCAUGGAAAAACCUGUGCUCCUGGAGCUGUCGGGUGUCUUUUACAUGCUGUUCACGACGAGGAAUACGAUGAUUACGAAGAAGAAACCAAACAACGAUACAGAAGACUAGCUCUGAAUGAUUACAUAGAAGAAGAUGAUGAUUAUGUGAAUGCCGUGGAGCUCAAUUUCGAAGACACAGAUCUCGAGUUAAUAACUAGAGAACCACCAGUUGAAACUACUACAACUACAACUUCUAAGCCAACUUUGCCCAGUUUGAAGCUUCCAAUGUCGUUGGAAGAUAUCACAACCACGAAACCAAUGACAACGACUACAUCAAGACCCAGAACAACUGCAUCUACUGGAAUUUCAAAGAGCAAAACUUUUAAUACAAAACAUACUCAUAGUGAAGAAGAGGAAGAAGAAGAGGAUGAUCUCAAGCAAUCUACCUAUUGUGUUUAUCGUCAUUUGAACAACGAAUUCUAUCGCUACUGUCUCUUGGUUCAUCAAUCUAGAGAUGGUGAUCGCUGCUAUCAUCAUCAGGGACAUACGAUAUGUUGUUGCUUCGUGGCGCCGGAUAAAGAAAGUUGUGAUCCAACUGAAAUGGAUCUUAUUGUUCCACCACCGGCUGAUGGAAAAGCUCUCCCUCCACGUGUCAUUGUUACCAUUCCUCCCAGUACAACUACAACCACAACUACAACUACAACGACGACUACCGAAGAGCCUUCUACGAGUACAACGAGUACAACAACUUCAGAACCAACAACAACCACGCUUGAACCAUCACAGUAUCCAUCGUUGCCUCCACAAGUGUAUCGACCGCGACCGAUUGAUCAGAUGAAAAAGAGGAAACAGGCACCGAAAAAAUGCCGAGUCGCCUAUGUCCGCACCAAAUCUGGCUCCCGGACCCGCCCAGUCCUUGUCUGUGAAUCUACUUCUACUUCCAACUCAUUUAUUUAUCCCGUUUUCCUGAUAUCAACAGAUUGUGACAUUGAAUUUGCCGAAUCUGCCACCAAAUUGGCAUCCGAACAUAUCACAGAUCCAGCAAUCGUUCAGUAUAUCCAUGCCGUCAUGUCUUCCUGUAACAAGGCGCCAAUUCAAAAAAUGGCUGAAACUUCAGUAUUCCUUCUGGAAAAGGGCACAAUCACACCUAGAGUGAUGCAUCAAAUUCGAGAAUCCUAUGAAAAGAUUCAGAAGCGAAAGGAGGGAGAAUUGACAAAAAAGAUUAGUCAAUUACCGCCAGAGCUGUACAGUACAGCUCAAAAAAUUAAAAAAAUUUCUACAUCUGGAGGAUUAAGCGGAAAUGAAAGGAUACAACAUGUCGAGAUGGCUCUAGGAGCUCUUCCUUCUUCGUAUCAACGACAGAUUCUCGAAAUUCUUCAGGAAUCCCCUCCGAAACUCGAUGGAGCAACUUUUGAGCAGCCCGAGAAAGCUAUUGAAGUUACGCAACUUCCACCGUCGUUUGCAAUUCCAAAGAAUAGUGAACCUAAUGAAAACUCCCAAAGAUUCAUGAUACCCGAAAGACAAGAAGAACCUGAAAGACGUUUGGAGCAUAAAGUUCCUCUUCCAGAAGCCGAAUUCCCUUCUAUAACUUCAGAAUCGAUGACGAUGGUUCCACGUGUAAAUAUGCCAUUUCAACCUCGAGAAAACCGGAUUCAAAUCCACCCUACUGCCAUUAGUGGGAAACAACAAAAUGUGCUGUUUCCGGAUCUUCCUCCAACCAGACCGAUCGAACCAACUAUCAGAAACCAGGCUUCAGGUCUCAGAAGUCUAUUGGAGAAUCCGAAUUUCGAUAGCAUUUUAAGUUCUAUAGUACAAAAAGGAGCGAAAAUUGCUGAAGGACCUUUGCCACGUACAGUUGGAGCUGUGGAUCAUACGAAAACGGGAUCUAAUGAGCUGGGAAUUCUGAAUCCAGCUAUGUGGUCUGAUGCGGCCAAACUGUUAUCAAGAAGUACGAAUGAUUUGCCAACGGCGCUAUCCAAGUUCAUUGAAAACGGAUCUCAAAAUCUUCCACAAGUUUUGAUUCCUGGUGGAAACCAAAUUCGACAGUCUCCUCCGAUUAAGAGUUUGCAAAAUUCGUUCCUUCCAACACGCCGGCAAUACGACGGAGCACUGGAUAAAUACGACACCCAUGUAGAUCGAUUCGCCACUAACGGACCAACAAAUCCAAUUAACAUUCAGGGAGAUUUAUCACAACUCCGGCUGUCACCAAUCGGAACUACAAGCACUGGAAAUACAGCUAUCCAACCUGCAAAAGUUGAUACGAUAGUUGGAGCAAUGCCAACCAUGCCCCCUUCGGCUGGUUAUCAUACAUAUGCACCUGCUCCGACGGCUAUCGUACCCAAAGUUGUGGAACGAAUUCUCUCCCCUGAAGAGAUCACUGGAUCUUAUAGACAGCAGCAAAUUCGGCCGAUCUACAACGAACGCGUGUAUAAUGGACAACUUCGAAAUGUGAAAAUCGAUCUAGUCAAUGAACAAAGAAGAUUGUGA
Caenorhabditis briggsae is the source of this 3054-nucleotide messenger RNA. The record is from RefSeq and is a predicted model, not a curated record. The coding region runs from base 1 to 3054 and encodes 1017 amino acids. Lineage: Eukaryota; Metazoa; Nematoda; Chromadorea; Rhabditida; Rhabditidae. The transcript has 16 exons.